This is a messenger RNA of Strongylocentrotus purpuratus (purple sea urchin), 591 nucleotides long. RefSeq lists its product as uncharacterized. The transcript has 4 exons. NCBI's taxonomy places the organism in Eukaryota, Metazoa, Echinodermata, Echinoidea, Camarodonta, Strongylocentrotidae. The record is from RefSeq and is a predicted model, not a curated record. Bases 1 to 591 code for a protein of 196 amino acids.
AUGAGAAAGGUUGUUAGACUCCUGAUACACCUCCGUGUAUUUUCAUCAUGUUUAUCAGCUUCUAGGGCUAUUGGUGGCUCCGUCAAAUUUACCCGGCUUAACGAUCAGGAGGUUAUUUUCACGGACUCUCUUAAUGAUCAGAAGUCAGAAGCUUACCGCAAUCUGGAAAACCUUUGUAACAAAAUCCUCCACGAUGUUUUGAUGAACAUCGUGAACACACAAAACAAUGAGUGGGAUGUUGUAAUUACUGGAUUCUCGUCGGGCAGCGUCGUUGUUGAUUUUGAAGUCAUGGUCUUCGACUCCGAUAGGGCUAAGCUGAAAGACCAAGCAGCAGCAGUAGAGACGUCCCUGGGACUUCAACAGCCUGGCAUUUGGCAAACUGCGGAUGGUUCUGUCAGUCUCAACGUGGAAUCCAUUGUUGCUUUCGGUGAAAUUUGCCUUACUAAACCAUGUUCAAAUGGGAUGUGUGUUACGUCGCCCGGAGACAUAGAUUACAGAUGUAUUUGCCAUUAUGGAUAUAUGGGGCAACAUUGUGAAAAAGAACCAGGUGGACUGUCGACUGGGUUAUCAUUGGUAUCGUGGUUGGAAUAG